Pneumocystis jirovecii RU7 is the source of this 495-nucleotide messenger RNA. RefSeq lists its product as uncharacterized. The coding region runs from base 1 to 495 and encodes 164 amino acids. NCBI's taxonomy places the organism in Eukaryota, Fungi, Ascomycota, Pneumocystomycetes, Pneumocystales, Pneumocystaceae. The transcript has a single exon. Gene Ontology annotation, cellular component: plasma membrane; eisosome. Gene Ontology annotation, biological process: eisosome assembly; protein localization to plasma membrane. The record is from RefSeq and is a predicted model, not a curated record.
AUGGCGGAAAAAUAUGUGUAUUUGGGUAUUCGUAUACUUGUAAUUAUAAUAGCGCUUCUUUUAUUAUCAUUUUCUAUUGAUAUUAAUGAACGGCGUCGACGUAACAAAUAUAAACCAUUAACAUCAGUUUAUUAUAUAUUGUUUGUUGCGGGUUUUGCUAUCUUUACAGCAGUUUUGCAGUUUUUGAAAGGUGCUCUAGCAUUUUUGGAUACACCUCUUCUUCCACUUAUUAACGAUAUUUUGAAUCUUAUCUUUACAUUUAGUGCAAGUAUUAUUCUUGUUUAUAUAACAGGAUUUCAUUCAUGCUUAAAUACGGAAUAUGUGAAAAAGACUGGAGUCUUCUUAGGUUCUAAAGGGUUAUGUCGAGAAUUUCAAUCUAUUACAUAUUUAUUAUUAAUUCUUUUUUAUGUUUAUAUCAUUUCUUCUAUUAUUUCUGGGUUUUAUUUUGGAAAGAAGGGUAGUGGUUCUAGGAAUCGUGGUUAUGCAACUUCUUAA